Molecule: messenger RNA, 1026 nt
Organism: Guillardia theta CCMP2712
Lineage: Eukaryota; Cryptophyceae; Pyrenomonadales; Geminigeraceae
Exons: 16
Coding region: 1-1026 (341 amino acids)
Source: RefSeq, a predicted model, not a curated record
AUGGCGCCGCUUCUGGCGGAUGCGUACCUCCCUUCGCCUCACACCUCCUUACUCCUCCGAAGAGGAACGGCAGCGCUCAAUGGCGUCUCCUCUCCUGGUCCCGUCGGGCGCCGAUCAUGGGGACCGAAGAUGCAGGAGCAAGACACGAGCAUGCAGAGGAGGUCCUUCCUCCAAGUCGCAGGACUGUCGCUCGCUGGUCUCUCCCUGGGAUUUCCUGUGUUUGCUGAUGAUCAGCCUCCCUUGGGAAGCUCAAGGCGUCCUGUUGUUGUCUUGGGAGCUACGGGGAAGACAGGCAAGGAAGUCGUCAACACUCUUCUGCGCAAGGGUGGUUACGGCAUCCGUGCAGCUGUGAGAGGAGAAGCGACUAAGGAGAUGUUUGGAGCCUCAGAGUAUCCGGCAGACGACAUCGACCUGCUCACAGGAGUUGACGUGACAAAGCCUGACACCCUGACCGAGGUUGCCAAGGCCUGCAUUGCUGCAGGAGUGGAGCGACUGGUUGUCAUCUCAAGCCUCGGUGUGACUCGUCCGGAUUCGUUCGCUUUCAAGUUCACCAACUUGUUCGGAAACAUCAUGGACUACAAGGAACAGGGUGAAGAGAGACUGAGGGAGAUUUACAAGGGCCAGACCAAGUGCAGCUAUACCAUAAUCAGGCCAGGAGGGCUUCAGUCUGGCAAGCCCAAGGGAUUGAACAAUCUAGUGGCUGUGCAGGGUGACACAGGAUACUCCGACAUCGAUCGCGCAGACCUCGCAGAGGUAGCUGUUGCCUCCAUAUUCUACCCCGAGACUUCCUUCACGACCUUCGAGCUCUACGAGCGCAAUGCCAAGCCGAUCCAGAAGGAGUUCAAGGACAGCAUGUAUGGGAUCACAGGAGCGCACACCACAGACUUGCAGUACAACCCCAACACCGUCGUGUCCAACAAGGAGGCAGCUGCUGCUUUCAAGGAGUUUUUCGGCAACUUGAAGAAGGACACCGAGUACGACCCCACCAACGGCUACAAGGCGCAGAAGCCUGCAAGGAGGUCGUGA